This is a messenger RNA of Paramuricea clavata, 4050 nucleotides long. The record is from the annotation of a GenBank genome assembly. Lineage: Eukaryota; Metazoa; Cnidaria; Anthozoa; Malacalcyonacea; Plexauridae.
AUGGCAGAUGAAGAAACGCCACAGCCAGCACAACAAGCGGUACAAGUUGUACAAAUGGCACAAUCGGUCACAAUACAGCCUAUGCCUGAAUUUCGUCCCGAUGCCAAAGUAGGAGCAAGCCUCGCUACUAGAUGGAAUAACUGGCAAGCAGAUUUUGAAAUGUUCAUUAUAGCCAGUGGGAUCACUGACGCUAAACGUAAACGAGCGCUGUUAUUAUAUCAAGCAGGACCUCGUGUGAGAGAAAUAUUUAAACAAUUAGUGGACACGGGUAACGAUGAUAAUUACGAAGUCGCCAAAGCCAAACUAAAGGAAUACUUCGAUCCACAGAAAAACAGAAGAUAUGAAGUGUAUCUUUUUCGUCAAGCUAUGCAAAAAACUGAUGAGACCCUUGAUGAAUAUCACACGCGAUUGCGGACAAUGGCUGCAACUUGCGAAUUCAACGACGUAGAGUUCGAAAUCGAACAACAAAUUAUCAUUGGCGGCACAUCCUCAAAGAUUCGUAAACACGCGUUGAGAGACCCGAAAUUCGACUUGAAAGGCAUGUUAUUAGAAGGGCGAAGAGAUGAGCAAAGUUCCUAUCAGAUUAAGGACAUUGAGUCAAAAGAGUCAACCGAGGUAUAUACAAACAAACUCGAUGGGAAAUCAGCGAAAACCGAAGCGAAAACAUGUCGCUAUUGCGGGCGUGAAUAUCCGCACGUAGGACAAUGCCCUGCGAAGGGUCAGACAUGCCAUAUAUGUGGCAAAGUAAAUCAUUUUGCUAGGGUAUGCAAAAGUAAGCCGAAAGCACCGAAACAGAAUACUAGAAAACAACACAAAGGUCGGGGAAAAGCUCUAAAUCCUUUAAACCACGACGAAACGGACAAUUCUGAUGAGGAUUAUUUAUAUACGGUAAACAAAGAUCAAGCAAAUACCGCUAAAGUCAAGGUCAAAGUGGGCGGAGCGUCUUUUAUGAUGACACUUGAUACGGGGGCAACAAUUAAUGUCAUCGAUGAACAAACAUUUUCGAAAAUGGACGGUGUUAAGUUAAAGCAGACAAAUACUAAAGCAUUUCCGUAUAAUACAACACAACCUGUAAAAUUCCUUGGAAAAUUCGAGGCAGUUGUGGAAACACGCAAGCGGUUAUCUGUGGCCAUGUUCUAUGUAGUAAAAGGCCAAAAUAGUGGAAAUCUUUUGUCUCUGGCUACAGCUCAAGACCUUGGACUUAUAACUUUACAUCUAAAUCAUGUCACAACGAAAGAUGACAACCUGGACAAAAUCCUUGGAAAACAUACUAAAGUAUUUCAUGGACUGGGCAAAUUAAAAGGUGAGACAGUAAAAUUAGACAUAGAUAAAGACCAAAUACCAAAAGCCCAACCUCAACGUCGAAUUCCUUAUCACAUUCGUAAACAGGUAGAAGACGCCUUAAAAGCACUUGAGAAGGAAGACGUAAUUGAAAGGGUGUCUGAGAAUGAGGCAACACCAUGGGUAUCACCCAUAGUCGUAGUUCCUAAGAAAGAUGGGGGAGUCAGAAUAUGCGGAGAUAUGCGGUAAGCGAAUGAAGCCAUACGCCGGGUACGACACCCCAUUCCUACCGUGAACGAUGUUAGUUUUGCACUCAACGGGGCACAAUAUUUCACUAAACUUGAUCUAUCUCAAGCUUACCAUCAACUAGUGCUAGAUCAAGAAAGCAGAUUUAUUACUACGUUCAGUACUCAUGUAGGAUUAUAUCGUUACAAGCGUUUGAACUAUGGGACUAAUGCGUCCGCUGAGAUCUUUCAACAUGUCCUUCAAACAAAGCUACAGGGACUAAAUGGAGUAAAAAAUAUCGCAGACGAUAUAACCGUGUUUGGAAAAAUACGAGCUGAACAUGAUCAAAAUUUAGAUAAAUGCCUUGCCCGCUUAUCUAAUUCUGGUCUAAAGUUAAACCGAGGAAAGUGUACAUUCCUCGAAGAUAAGUUGGAAUUUUUCGGACAGAUAUUUUCCAGAGAAGGCACACGACCUGACCCGAAACGGGUAAACGACUUACUCAAUGCUCCCCAGCCUUCUAGUGUUUCUGAAGUGCGUAGUUUAUUAGGCAUGGCUAACUACAGUAGCAAAUAUAUUCGUGACUUUGCGACUUUAACUGCCCCACUUAGAGAACUAACGAAAAAGAAUGCACGAUUUACAUGGUUGCCAAAACAUCAAGCAUGUUUUGACAAAUUGAAAGCAACCUUAGCAUCAGCACCAUGUAUGUCAUACUUUGCUAAAGACAAAGAGACACUGGUCAUUGUAGAUGCUAGUCCCGUGGGCAUCUCAGCAAUUCUAUCACAACAGGAACCAGGUACGAAUGAUCCUAAAAUUGUUGCAUAUGCAAGCAGAUCCUUAACAGACACAGAAACACGUUAUUCACAAACAGAAAAGGAAGCUUUAGCAAUAGUUUGGUCUGUCGAACAUUUUCAUUUGUUUUUAUAUGGUAGCCAAUUCACUCUAGUUACAGAUCACAAACCGUUAGAAGUGAUUUAUGGAAGUCGAAAGGCGAAAGCUUCAGCAAGAAUCGAGCGCUGGAUCCUUCGACUUCAGCCAUACUCGUUUAAAAUUGUUUAUAAGUCGGGCGCAAAUAAUCCAGCCGACUAUUUAUCGAGACAUCCAAUCAACCCCAAUUCACGAAAGCAAGAGAAAAUGACCGAGGAAUAUAUUAACUUCAUUGUGCAUAAUGCGGUCCCCAGAGCCAUGACUCUGGAUGAAAUAAUAAAAGCGACCAAUUCGGACAGUACAUUAAAAGGUCUCCGUGCAGCUAUACGACUCAAGCGAUGGGACUCACCUGUAGUACAAUCCUUUAAAUCGAUAAAGGAUGAAUUGACUGUCACGUCCCAUGGAGUAAUUCUUAGAGGAACCAGAAUUGUAAUUCCAAAAUCUUUACAACAAAGAGCGAUAGACAUAGCUCACGAAGCACAUCUUGGAGUUGAAAAGACCAAAAGUCUUGUUAGAGAAAAGAUAUGGUUUCCCCAGAUGGACACCAUGGUGAAAAACACAAUAGAACGAUGUGUUGCAUGUCAAGCAGUUGGGCGAGCGAAUGCACCUGAGCCAAUAGCAACAACAAAUAUGCCAAAACACCCCUGGAGAGUUUUACAUGUCGACUUCUAUGGCCCUCUGCCAUCGAAUGACUACCUACUGGUGGUGAUUGACCGGUACUCAAGAUUUCCAGACGUGGAAAUCGUCCGUUCUACAAAAGCUUCAGUAGUGAUACCGAAGCUUGAUAAAAUAUUUGCUGUGCAUGGCAUCCCAGAAGUCUUAAAGUCAGACAAUGGCCCACCGUUUAAUGGAGAUGAAUAUAAGCAGUACUUAAAGUCACUGGGAAUCAAACCCGAGUUUUCUACUCCAUUAUGGCCUCAAGGCAACGCCCAAGUUGAGAGAUUUAUGCAACCCCUUGGAAAAGCACUCAAAACAGCCAAAAUCGAAGGUCGCCCAUGGAAGCAAGAGCUCAAUAGAUUCUUGCUACAGUAUAGGACGACACCACAAAGUACUACCGGUGUUCCUCCGGCUGAACUACUCUUCAAUCGGACGGUACAAGGCAAGUUACCAAUUCUUCACAGGAAGAACAUUGUGAACCGACAUAAGGAAGCUCGUGAAAAUGAAAACAAGCGACAGAAGUAUAACGAAAGAUAUGCAAACGAAAGGAGGAAUGCAAAGGAAAGUGGAAUCAAAGAGGGAGACUAUGUGUUAGUGAAACAACCUAAGGCAAAUAAACUAACGCCAAAUUUCAAUCAAACACCUUAUGUUGUUAUCUAUCGGAACAAAACAGUAGUUCGAGCUAGAAAUAAAGAUGGACACGAAAUAGAACGAAAUGUUUCACAUUUUAAAAAGAUACCCAAACCCAGCAAAGAUAAUGAAGAUACGUCAGAGGAAACUGACGAUUUUAGUACAGAGAGUAACAAUCAGCGUACUCCAGAGGAAACAGUACAGUUUAACAUGAACGACCGUAAUAACAACAAUCGUGGUAACGGUAUGAAUAUGCACCCACGACGGUCCACAAGAGUAAGAAAGCAACCCGAAAGAUACGGACAAACAUUACCGUCAAACAUUGUUACGUGA